Molecule: messenger RNA, 2500 nt
Organism: Phlebotomus papatasi
Lineage: Eukaryota; Metazoa; Arthropoda; Insecta; Diptera; Psychodidae
Exons: 3
Coding region: 309-740 (143 amino acids)
Source: RefSeq, a predicted model, not a curated record
CAAAUGAAAAAUUGACAUAAAACGUCGGAGGAAGAGAGAGGGAGAGAAAACAAGCUUGGCUAUAUGGACCCGAGUAGAGGGCACAUUGAAAUUGUCACUGACAUUUCAUAGUGAAAAUUCAUGAAAGUCACAGUGAAUAUUCACCGAGUGAAAAUUCAUGAAAUUUCACGAUUAAAUCCGACCAUUCCCGAAGAUUCACGAUGUGAUAUUCACCACCGAAAUUCACCAUCACCUCUUUCGCGCGGUGCGUCCAUUUUGGUAUUUCUCGCGCUUCAGUGUGUGAAAUUGUGAUUCGAUUCCAUUCGAUAAUGAAGCCCCGUGGAAGAGUUUGGGGACAUUUUACAUCUGAAGGGGGCACCAAGAAGCAGAAGUGUUUUUUCUGCGACUGGUGUAUCACCGAAAAUGCCUUUCGUAUGAAAGAACACUUGCUGCUGAGGUGCCCCAACGUACCUCCAGAGGUGAAACAAGCUUUUGAUGAAGAUACAAAAGCGUCACCGAAAUCUGGAGGUGCGACAAGCAAAAAAUCCCCGGCGGAAAAGCAGCAGGCGUCGGCAAGGGUGGUUAUUUCCGAGGAACAAAAGAUUAAAGAUGGGCGACCGAGACACUUACAUCGAGUCCCCAUCUUACAGUAUAAUUUCCUCGUUUUCUGGAUCAAAAAAGAGCAAGGAAACAAAGAUGGAAGCACAGGAGCGGAGUGGCGAGACAAAGCAGAGCUAGAGCAAACACUAGCAGAAAGUUAAGAUAGAUUCUUCUAGUAUUGCUCCUGUGGCUUCUUCCAUCCAUAUCGCUCCUUGGAAAUUACAAGGGGCCAACUAAUUUUCGGCCAUUUUUCAGGAGACAGCAUAAAAGAUUCAACUUUGUGUAAAUAAGUAUCUCAAUUUAAUGAUUGAACAAAAACAAUUUAUUUCUUUUCUAUUUGUAUGAGCACUAAUAUAAACAUCGAAACUUUUAUAUUUUUAUCUUUCAAAAUUUGUUUUUUAAUGUGCUAGCUCCUUGUCGUUCUAAAUGAUGCACAAUUUUUUUUUUUUUUUGAAAUUAGAAUGACAAGGAAUCAACUUGCUUGAGUUAGUCCCCUGUUUCACAAAAAUUUGAACGAUGAAUAUAUUUUGUGCAUCUUUACUUCAAACAAAAAUUAAAAUUUUGAAAAACUUUUCUAAUAACGAAAUUUAAUGACUUAUAUCAUCUGAAAAUUUAUUAAAUUGUCUUUCUAAGUGCAUUAGAAUCUCAAAAUCGCAAAAAAGUGAGUUGACCCCUUGUAAUUUCCAAGGAGUUAUAUGAAUGAAGGGGUCCCGGUCAAAAUCCCGAUCGCCAAAAUACCGAAAGCAAAAAUCCCGAACGCCAAAAUCCCGAAAGCCAAAAUCCCGAAUGAGCCAUAAUCCCGAAAGCCAAAAUCCCGAUUAAAUUAAAAGUGUCACAGCUACUCCCACGAUUGUACCCGGGCUUACUGGGGGCAAAGGGAAGUCUUCUGUGUCUUAAGAAAUUAUUAUGCAAAAACAUUAAAAAAAAAAAGUGUUUUGAAUCCAAAACUCUUCCACAAUUGAGUGAACUUCCUCCGCUGGAAAAUUUAUUCUCACCCAGUAACAAUAGGGAAGAUAAACUAGAUAAAGUAAUAGAAGUAUUGAAGACCUUGGUAGAACAAGUGAGCAAAAUGAGUGCUGCACACGAAAAACUGGUGAAUAUGCACAAGAGUGAUAAUCAUCGUAAUCACCGAUAAAAUAAAAAUGCCCAUUGAAUCAAUGGGACAGCUGAGGGAUUUGCAGGACUUUAUUUGGUGAAGCCCAAUCUGACAAAAUAAUAAAAACAUUCAAGAAAUUCAAAACCAGUUAAAAAUAACCUGUCUCUAUCGGGAUUAUCAAGAUUAUUUUCACGCAAUGUUGAGCAAGAUGAACCUAAAAGGUUCACACAAGAAAAAAAUGCGAUUGAAGAAAAACUGUCUUUGUACAAUAUAUUGUUCAAGGCUUGGAAUUUCUAAACAGAGACAGAUUUUGCAUCAUCUUUAUGAGAGUAAUUUCGGUUAGCGCAUGUGCGCAUCAUGACUAGGGUGAAUGGGGCACUUUGAAACUGGGGUACAUUUGAAAUUGGAAUUUUUCACCUAUUUAUAAAUAAAGUUGAGCCUUAUAGCUAGUUUAUAUAAUUCAGCUGCACACACAGAUUGAGAAGCUAAAUUACAUUAUGACAUGGCUCAAUUACAUUUAAAAAUAGGUGAAAAAUCCCAAUUUCAAAUGUACCCCAGUUUCAAAGGUACCCCACUUCUCCCUACCGAAAAAAACGGCUAAACUGAAGGACAAGGCGGGCCUGGAAAUAAAGCAAUAAAGCAAGCAUCUGCGUCCAAAAGAUCAAAGGACAAAUCAUAAUAAUCGUCAAUAUCACCACCAGGAGAAUGAUGAAGAGAACAAAAAUAAAAUAAUGUUUUUUGUUAAUGGAUUAUGAACUUUUUGAGAGAACGAACUAUCCUAUCUGAAUUCCAUGAAUAUGAACUCAAUAAAUAAGCAUUAGUUUG